AUGUUUUCGUUAUCAUCUUCUAUUCCUGUAGUGGGAACUCAUGACCACCCAAGUGAAGGUAUUCUUAAAUCACAACAACAAUCAAAACGUCAUGGAUCGACCGUACCUCCACCAUCCGGUGGAAAAACAAAUGCAGAUUCCACAGAAAAUGCCUAUUCACCAAUUGUGCAUUGUAUGUUGGCUGGUGGUAUCGGAGGAGCCAUAGGUGACUCUGCUAUGCAUUCAUUGGAUACAGUAAAGACAAGACAACAAGGUGCUCCAAGCACAGUGAAGUAUAAAAACAUGAUUGGUGCUUAUAGAACAAUUAUCCUGGAGGAAGGGUUGCGCAAGGGUUUAUACGGAGGUUACUCGGGUGCAAUGCUCGGAUCCUUCCCCAGCGCGGCAAUUUUCUUUGCUACUUACGAGUACACCAAAAGAAAAAUGAUUGGUGAAUGGGGAAUAAAUGAAACUUUCUCUCACUUAACUGCAGGGUUCCUUGGUGAUUUCAUUAGUAGUUUCGUGUAUGUGCCCAGUGAAGUGUUAAAGACCAGAUUACAAUUGCAAGGCCGUUAUAACAACCCGUUUUUCCGCAGCGGCUAUAAUUACAAAAACCUCACAGAUGCCGUCACAACCAUUGUGAGGCGAGAAGGAUGGCCAACUUUAUUCUUUGGUUAUAAAGCAACCUUGAGUCGGGAUCUACCGUUUUCUGGGUUACAAUUUGCAUUUUAUGAGAAAUUUAGACAACUUGCAUUCGCAGUAGAGAAUAAAACGUUUGAUGAAGAUUUAUCUCUGAGUAACGAAAUAAUUACCGGUGCUGCUGCAGGUGGUCUUGCUGGUAUCAUAACAACUCCAUUAGAUGUUGUAAAGACAAGAAUCCAGACACAGCUACCAGAUAUCCCUGAAAAUAGUUCUCAGAAUUUAAAGCAGCAAACGUUGACAAAUUCCAUUACGAAAGGCAUGAUGACCGUUUACAAGACAGAAGGUCUCGCUGGAUUAUUCAGCGGUGUUGGACCAAGAUUUAUUUGGACAAGUAUACAAAGUAGUAUCAUGUUGCUAUUAUAUCAAGUUGCAUUAAAAACCUUGGACAGUAAGCUUUCAGAUGAAAAGAAACUUUAA
Kluyveromyces lactis is the source of this 1095-nucleotide messenger RNA. RefSeq names its product Mme1p (gene MME1). The coding region runs from base 1 to 1095 and encodes 364 amino acids. The record is from RefSeq and is a predicted model, not a curated record. The transcript has a single exon. Gene Ontology annotation, biological process: magnesium ion export from mitochondrion. Gene Ontology annotation, molecular function: magnesium ion transmembrane transporter activity. NCBI's taxonomy places the organism in Eukaryota, Fungi, Ascomycota, Saccharomycetes, Saccharomycetales, Saccharomycetaceae.